ACAUCCGACUUUAAGAGAAUUUUGUAAUAAUAAUUUUUUUGACGUAAAUCCCAAAAUUUCAGAGAAAAUUGCAUUUUUUCGAUAGUUGGAAGUGAAAAAUCCACCUGAAAAGCAUCAGAGAUUGCGGAGGAACUCCUUGGGAAUCCAUCUGAGUAGAAGGAAUUUGCAUUUAUCCAAGGAUUAAGGUUGGAAAUAAGUAAAAUUGGGGAAUCAUGCCGGUUCCAUCGGGAGUUUAUCAUUCAUCUUCCGGACCUUCCUGCUUUGAUAAAAUGAAGACUGGCUUUGGGAUUGGAUUCUGCGUUGGCCUAGCCAGUGGGGCACUCUUUGGUGGCUUCUCUGCUCUCAGAUACGGAUUGCGUGGCCGGGAGUUGAUAAAUAACGUGGGGAAGGUGAUGCUACAGGGCGGAGGCACAUUUGGUACAUUUAUGGCAAUUGGCACGGGAAUACGGUGUUGAGAACGUCUCCAAUGGAAAGAAAUCACCUUUAGUUUGUAAAUAAAUGAGGAAUUAAAAGUUUUUGGGCUUCAAAUCUA
Messenger RNA from Lutzomyia longipalpis, 532 nucleotides. Its product is annotated as reactive oxygen species modulator 1. Gene Ontology annotation, biological process: protein import into mitochondrial matrix; protein insertion into mitochondrial inner membrane. The transcript has 2 exons. Lineage: Eukaryota; Metazoa; Arthropoda; Insecta; Diptera; Psychodidae. The coding region runs from base 213 to 455 and encodes 80 amino acids. The record is from RefSeq and is a predicted model, not a curated record. Gene Ontology annotation, cellular component: TIM23 mitochondrial import inner membrane translocase complex.